Cooperia oncophora is the source of this 3558-nucleotide messenger RNA. The record is from the annotation of a GenBank genome assembly. Lineage: Eukaryota; Metazoa; Nematoda; Chromadorea; Rhabditida; Trichostrongylidae.
AUGCGCAAAGGCAGCCGAUGGUUUUCCAUGGAAAUGGCUGGCAUCGUCUGCCACACUGGAGCUAAAAUCAUUACCGAGGCAAGGAAACUUGUAGAACAGAUUGGAAAGCCACUUGAGUUAGAUACCGACGGAAUAUGGUGCUUACUCCCGGCAUCUUUUCCUGAGAACGUCACCUUUGCUCUUCAGAACUGCAAACGAAAAUCUAUCACUGUGUCGUAUCCUGGUGCUAUGCUGAACGCUGUUGUGAACGCAGGCUUCACAAAUGAUCAGUAUCAUAAUUUGCAACCAGACGGGUCGUACACGAUCACACAAGAGAAUUCUAUUUUCUUCGAGGUGGACGGACCAUACCAGUGCAUGGUUCUCCCUGCUUCAAAAGAGGAAGGGAAGAAACUCAAAAAGAGGUAUGCGGUGUUCAAUUUGGACGGGUCCUUGGCUGAACUGAAGGGUUUCGAAGUGAAAAGGCGUGGUGAACUCAAUAUUAUAAAACACUUCCAAUCAGCUGUCUUCAAGGCCUUUCUUCGUGGAACGACCUUGGCGGAGGUCUACGAGAGCGCCUCACGUGAAGCGGACUACUGGCUUGAUGUUCUCUUUUCAAAAGGAGGGACACUGUCUGACGCCGAGUUGUUUGAUCUUAUCUCUGAAAAUAGAAGUAUGUCAAGAAAACUGGAAGAUUACGGAGAUUCAAUUCUAAAUGUCGUCAUUGUCGCUAUUCAUGCUGUAUUUGGUAGAUUUGAUGCUAUCCGCCAGCCAAGGAUCACAGAUCUUUUCCAAAAGAGUCCGGACGAGUUACCCCCGGUCAUCAAUGAUAACGGAAAGCGAGUCGGGGAUGAGAUGGAGCUAGAGGAGACUAGUGAUAAAGACGAGGGGAACAAAGAAAACGACCCGAAGAAACAGCGUUCAGUACCUGAGAAAACCGCCGAAACUCUUACAAAGAAAACGCUUUCGCGUGACGGCUUUGACGAAUGGCUGCGAUAUCUGAAGAAGAAAUGGCGAUUAGCCAAAGUGAAUAAUCUCACCAGGAGAAAAGAAAGAGGAUCCACAAUGGUGGAACGAAUGUUGACAAAUACUCGAGAAUCUAUGCGAGAUAGGAUAUGGCAGGUCUACCAAGACUUAACAUUUUCCAGGAAACCGACCGGAAACUCUUACCACAAGAAAACGCUUUCGCGUGACGGCUUUGACGAAUGGCUGCGAUAUCUGAAGAAGAAAUGGCGAUUAGCCAAAGUGAAUAAUCUCACCAGGAGAAAAGAAAGAGGUAUUGGAACUAUGGAUAUAACUUCAUUUGCACAGAUACUGUCGAUAGAGGAGACGAUAACACCCGGUAUAUACAAUGUCUGGGUAGCUCUAGAAGGCCGAAUGGACAGAUUCCAGCUGCGAGUUCCUCGAAUUGUGAUCAUAAAUGAAAGGGAGCCCACAGAAGGCAGAGAUGUUGUACGCCGAGUGCUGCCUCAUCACAAAGCAGUACAUUACUUGUACGAACAUAUCAUAAGCGGAAGUACUGAACAGAAGCUUAUGAAUGAAAUCAAUGAAAAACUGUGCUGUUCACGUAUUGAAGGUAUUUAUGAGUCUCAAACUCCGUUGAUGUUCCGUGCAUUAACUCAGAUUGGAUGCCUUUGUCGUCCACUGGCUCCACCGAUUGGUGGAGUGUACUCGCUUGAGUCGCUGAGGAUGAUUCCUUUCUCGUCGGCUCAGUCCUAUCUAUUCAACGACUCUACUCGGACCGUGUUCCUUGUACAAGUUUGCUCAGGAAGGAUCAGAUGGGUUCAGCUGUUCAUAAGACAAGGUAAAAUCAAAGUUACAACCGUCAUUUGCCGCGUUCUGCUGAGGCCGAGAAGCAAUCAACAAGGUGAACGGCUUACAAAGACUUUUUUUCUUCACAGGGAAGCGGCGCCAUACCCGAUGAAAAGGAUAGUGCAUCUUUCGUUGUUCCCUCAUAUUCGAAUUCACGUCCAAGAGCCACCGUCAUUAUUGAACGUCAUGGAAUGGCAGCGUGUGGUAGCAAAACGAGUCUGCAAGCAUUAUUUUAACAGUUUCAUCUACGUGAAGGAUUACGCCGAGUGGGCUCGUUAUCUUCACGUUCCUAUUGGUAGUGUACCAAAUGACGCAGGUCUUUUCGGACUUGAUCUCUUUUUUGCCCGUAACCUUCAAAGAGCAGGACAUGUCCUGUGGGCAUCACCAUCGAGCCGUCCCGAUCUUGGUGGCAAAGAACUGGAUGAUCUCCGUCUGAGUGCAGACUGGAAGCCACUGACCUCAGAUGAAACAGUUUUGUUGAAUGAGCGGUCCUUCUGUGGAAGUGUAUGCAUCGAAUUCGCUCUUGAGGCCGUUGCAGUCACCGCACUUGUACAACGAGGUCGAUUACUUGAAGCAGAGGGUGCUGACGACACUGUAGCAUUUGACUCGUCCGCUGCACUGCCAUCAGAUACUUUCAAUGGGUUGCGGAACACGAUCUCGGACUUUGACGAAGGAGCUGCUGUGGAUGCAGCUUUGAAAGUCUUGAAAUUGAUGUUAACAGAAUGUGUACGAGAUAUUGCUACAAGUGCCAACAAGCGUGCUGAUCAAGUUGUCAUGUCACUCAGCAGGUGGCUCCACUCUCCAAAUGCUCUUCUGUUCGACCCGGCUAUCACAAGAAGUGUUGCAAUUCUGGAGAGAAAACUGGUUCUCCUGCUAGCAGCUGAGUGUGAGCGACUAGGGGCAAAGAUUAUUCACGCAACACCAACGCGACUUGUGCUAGACACUGGAAAACACGAAUUGGAUCAAGGCACAGCGUUCACGGAUCUUUUGCUGCAAUCUCUGAGUCAGAACCCACUUUUUGCUGCCCUCCACAUGCGACCAAUUCACACCUGGAGUACUUUAUUGUGGUAUGACGGCCAUAAUUUUACUGGUAUCUGUGAACAAUCGACAGAGAAUGUCGAUGAGGAAAGGCAGCCAAGCGAACAGUUCAAAACACAGCAUUACUGGCGAAUGUCCGAUGAUCUUACUGACGAAGGCGCUGUUCGAGAAGAGUUCCGCAAAAUUGUGACUGGCUACGUUAUGUUAUUCAUGCAGGAACAGCGAAAGACGAAUUUCGACUCGGAAGCGGCUGUGGAAUUCCGUAAUAAUCUGAUCAAACAGCACAUUGGUCAUCGUUUGUUCCGAGUUAUUUCGAAACUUGUUGGUCGACGUCUGACAUAUCAUGCAGCCGCGUCGCUUGUUAAUGUGAUUUGUAUGGCGUUAUCAUGUGACUCAGCUGUUGAAGACAGCGUAGAAGGGCUUCGCGAAAAUCUCCAUCGAAUUUUGGAUUCUCAAGAAACUCCUCCGACACGCAACACAGUGUAUCUGUCGAAUGUGUUCUGCAGUAACUGCUCUCUGGCCACCAAUAUGGAUGUAGGAGACGAGCUCUCGUGGACGUGCAAAGAGUGUGGACAGGCAUUCACAAAAUCGACUAUCGAUCAAAUGAUUGCCGAUCGCUUGAACAUGCUUAUGACGGCAUAUUUUCUUCAAGAUCAUGUGUGCAGUAAAUGCAGAUCUGUAAGUGCUCCCUAUUCGGUUUGUCUCUUGAACAUUUUGCAGAAAAUUUGUUAG